This is a messenger RNA of Artibeus jamaicensis (Jamaican fruit-eating bat), 1282 nucleotides long. It is a transcript of the gene KCNE2, whose product is annotated as potassium voltage-gated channel subfamily E regulatory subunit 2. The transcript is spliced from 2 exons. The record is from RefSeq and is a predicted model, not a curated record. Gene Ontology annotation, biological process: regulation of ventricular cardiac muscle cell membrane repolarization; potassium ion export across plasma membrane; negative regulation of delayed rectifier potassium channel activity. The coding region runs from base 728 to 1282 and encodes 184 amino acids. NCBI's taxonomy places the organism in Eukaryota, Metazoa, Chordata, Mammalia, Chiroptera, Phyllostomidae. Gene Ontology annotation, molecular function: potassium channel regulator activity; transmembrane transporter binding; voltage-gated potassium channel activity involved in ventricular cardiac muscle cell action potential repolarization. Gene Ontology annotation, cellular component: membrane.
UCCCGCCCCGGGGGCCCUCGGGUGGUGUGGCUGGUGCGCGCUCAGGAUUAGCUUCCAGUCCUGGCUCUUCCUCUGGUGCCCAGCCGGCCGGCCUCCGGACCCUCUGUGCCGGGCAGGGCCACGGGACCCCAGCGCCGUGGUGGCCUCGAGAAGGACCCUGUCGGGCCCCGCAGGGAUGCGCGUUCACCCAGCCCGCUCUGCCGACCGCGGGGGCGCCCACCAGGACGCAACAGGACCUCCGGGUACGUGGAGCUGGCCCCGCUCUUCCGAGGCCUUCACCAGCUCCGCGGGGCCUUGUUUCCAUCCACCUGUGGCCCUUCCGGCGGCCACCACUGUUCCCCAAGACGGCCCGAAGGCGUUGGGAAUUGUCUCAGGGCGGAGUGUUCCGACAGCGUUUGGCUUACAGGGCGCUUGCACUGGCUGAGUCACACUGGCCCUACCUCGACCCACGCGGCCGCCCCCUCCCCCAGGCGGCCCGUCCAGAGCGCUCCCAGGGCGCGCAGGCCCCCCGGGGCACGGCGCUGCCCGCUCAGCCUCCGGGCAGGGACAGGGACAGGGACAGGGACAGGGCAGCCUGCUGCGUCAGACACUGUCCUGGCUGGAACUGCCAUCACGGCCAAGAGGGAGCUCGUUGCUUUGUGCCCAGUGCCGGACUCCAAGCAGGCACACCCGGUCGGGCCCCAGGGCGCGCUCCCGACUCCCAGCAGCAUUUAACUCUCCACGUGGGAUGAGAGUAAACAUCAGGCUUCUUAAGAGCCGAGCAAGGGCUGCGAGGGCUGCAGGCGGCCAGGGCCUGCGUGUCCAGGGUGUGCGCAGGCUGAGCUCUCCGCCCCUCCUUCCACGAUUGCCGCCGGGCAGCGGGUGGGAACCCGGCUGCAGCCGGAUUUCAGACGCUGCGCAGGACGGAAGCAUGGCUGCCACGUCCAACCUGACGCAGGCGCUGGAAGACGCCUUCAGAAGGAUCUUCAUCACGUACAUGGACAGCUGGCGUAGGAACGAGACCUUGGGGCAAGAUAUCAUUAAAGCCAAGGUGGACGCGGAGAACUUCUACUACGUCAUCUUGUACCUCAUGGUGAUGAUCGGCAUGUUCUCCUUCAUCAUUGUGGCCAUCCUGGUGAGCACGGUCAAGUCCAAGCGGCAGGAGCACUCGGACGACCCCUACCACCAGUACAUCGUGGACGACUGGCAGGCCAAGUACAAGAGCCAGAUCCUGAGCCUGGAGGAGUCCAGGGCGGCCGUCCACGAGAACCUCAGUGUGGUGGAGUUCCCGAUGUCCCCCUGA